Molecule: messenger RNA, 1062 nt
Organism: Penicillium atrosanguineum
Lineage: Eukaryota; Fungi; Ascomycota; Eurotiomycetes; Eurotiales; Aspergillaceae
Product: Gfo/Idh/MocA family protein
Exons: 2
Coding region: 1-1062 (353 amino acids)
Biological process (GO): NADPH regeneration
Cellular component (GO): cytoplasm
Molecular function (GO): nucleotide binding; oxidoreductase activity
Source: RefSeq, a predicted model, not a curated record
AUGACUGGAAUCGCUUUACUCGGAGCCGGUUUGUUUGCCAAAGAGGCUCACCUACCGGCGUUGAUGAAAUUGCAAGCAAAUUUGCUGGCAGUGUAUUCACGCUCCGCUCGAUCGGCACAGUCCGUGCUCGCAGUGGCUGAUGAACUGGGCGCCGCGACUUCGAACAUCGGUGUUUAUGCCGAUGAACUGGAAUCUGAGGGGAAUGGACUUGCAGCACUGCUACAGCGUUCAGAGAUUGGGGCUGUGAUUGUUGCACUCCCAAUCCUUGUUCAACCGGAUGUGGUUCGAAAGUGUCUCGCUGCCGGCAAGCAUGUGUUGUGUGAGAAGCCCGUUGCCAAAGAUACAAACGCGGCACUAGAGCUGGUCAAAGACUAUGAGCGUGACUAUCUCCCUCAAGGGCUUGUGCUCUCGGUUGCCGAGCAAUUUCGCUACGAUCGCGCCUUUACUCGUGCUCGUGGACUUGUAACCGACGGACGUAUCGGCAAGCUUAACCACGUUCACGCUCGUGUCUGGGGCAACAUCCAGCCUGGUGACAACAAAUGGUACGAGACCGAGUGGCGCAAGACACCUGAGUACCAGGGAGGAUUUAUCCUGGACGGUGGUGUCCACUUUGUCGCACUGAUCCGAUACGUCUCCGGGCGUGAAAUCACGAAGACUGUCAGCCUCUGUCGCCAGACUUAUCCUCAUCUGCCUCCGGUUGAUACUGUGAACGCGGCGAUUCAAUUUGAUGACGGCGCUUCUGGUUCGCUGAGUUUCUGUUUUGCUUCUGCGAAGGGCAAAUUUGAGUUCAUCUUCGUUGGUGAACAAGGCGCUCUUACGAUCAGUGGUGUGGAUGGUAAAGAUGAUACACAGAGAAUUGUCCUUGAAAGUCUAGAGGGCAAGGUCACAGUUGAUGAGGAGAUUGUAGGUGAAGGUAUUUAUGAGGAGGUCAAGGCCUUCCUGGGAUCUUGCGCUGGGGGUACGCAUGAUGAAAAGGCCGGGGCGCGCGAAGCGAUGGCCGACAUCGCUGUCGUUGAAAGUAUCUGCUCUGGAGGAGGCUCCGUUGAGGUAUUCCGCCAGUGA